CUGGAGAUGAAGGGUCUCCUCACACUGGCUUUCUUCCUGGCUUGUAGUGUGCCUGCUGUCCCAGGGAGCUUGCUGGAGCUGAGGUCGAUGAUUGAGAAGGUGACUAGAAAGCCCGCCCUGACGAGCUAUGGCUUCUAUGGCUGUUACUGUGGCUGGGGGGGUCAAGGGACCCCCAAGGAUGGGACUGAUUGGUGCUGUUGGAUGCAUGACCACUGCUAUGCGCAGCUGGAAAAAAAAGGCUGCUGUGUCUUGACACAGACAUACAGAUACAGAGUUGCACGGGACCUGGUCACCUGUGAAUGCGGGUCCCUCUGCCAGCUGCAGCUCUGCGCCUGUGACCAGCGUUUGGUCUACUGCCUGAAAAGAAACAUGAGGAGCUACAACCCUCAUUAUCAAUACUUUCCCAACUUCCUCUGCACCUAGUUCCCCUCCCUCAGGGAGCUCCUGCUGGACCAAGACUCACACUCCCUUUCCUACAGCGCAGAGCUCGCCCACUCUGCCAGUUUCCCCAGAGAGGCUCCCAAGGCUGGGACCUCAAUCUUUCUUGAUACUCCACAGGGCUUGGAGGAG
This is a messenger RNA of Hippopotamus amphibius kiboko, 570 nucleotides long. It is a transcript of the gene PLA2G5, whose product is annotated as phospholipase A2 group V. Gene Ontology annotation, biological process: arachidonate secretion; lipid catabolic process; phospholipid metabolic process. Gene Ontology annotation, molecular function: calcium ion binding; phospholipid binding. The transcript is spliced from 4 exons. Lineage: Eukaryota; Metazoa; Chordata; Mammalia; Artiodactyla; Hippopotamidae. Bases 7 to 423 code for a protein of 138 amino acids. The record is from RefSeq and is a predicted model, not a curated record.